Sinocyclocheilus anshuiensis is the source of this 702-nucleotide messenger RNA. Its product is annotated as ras-related protein Rab-39B-like. The record is from RefSeq and is a predicted model, not a curated record. The coding region runs from base 1 to 702 and encodes 233 amino acids. The transcript is spliced from 3 exons. Lineage: Eukaryota; Metazoa; Chordata; Actinopteri; Cypriniformes; Cyprinidae. Gene Ontology annotation, molecular function: GTPase activity; GTP binding.
AUGGCAUCUCCUACUGAAGCCAGUUCUCACAGGUUCUCUGGUCAAAUCUUUAGGGAUCCUGGAGCAAUAUCAGCUCUCAAGAAGUGCCUGUACAGUUUUAAAAUCAUCAUGAUAGGUGACGGUAAUGUGGGCAAGUCAUGCAUGCUGUAUCGAUACAUAAAUGGCUUGUUUCCAGAGAAAAUAUACUGUACCAUGGGAGCGGACUUCAGAAAUCACAUCCUAGAGGUGGAGCCGAGUGUGAGAGUACAGCUACAGAUUUGGGAUACAACCGGUAAUGAAGCGUUUUGGAAGCAUCAGCUUGUCCAGCUUCACAUUCCUUAUUCAGCUGGAUGCCUGCUGGUAUUUGACCUGGGCAAUCGUGAGUCUUUCAGAGUCAUUGAGCGUCAGUACACAGAGGUGUGUAAUAGAGUGAAUCCAUACACUGUCCUUUUUGUACUUGUGGGACACAAGUGUGAAAGAAAAGAGCGAGAAGUGAAUCAAGAGGAGGUGGAACAGUGCGCAAGUGCAUUGGGAGCGCCAUACAUCGAGGCCUCGGCUAGAACGGGUCACAAUGUGGCAGAAGCUUUUGAGCUGUUGACCCGACGCAUUUAUCAGGGCUAUCUGAGUGGAGAGGUAAGCUUGCAUGAAAGAUGGGGCAAGAUCCAUGAAAACAAGACCAACAAGGAUGAGCCAGUUGAAAACAGCAAAUGCUGUGUUUCAUAA